AUGUCCGGAUGCAUUGCUAGAGCCAACGGGUGGCAAGUUGGUCUUGAAGAACAAUAUCUUGCCACCAAUCCAAACGGAGAGAUUGUCUCCCUAUAUCAAACCAACAGUGCAGCUCCCAACGAGGAUGACACUGUUACGAAGGUAGUAGAAAAGGGUGGCUUUGAAAGCAUCCAAUGUAUUGGCUAUUCGUCUUCAAACCCAGGACUUAUGGCUGUUGGUCAAUUGGACGGCAGCUGUGCAGUUCUCAAUAUACGGAACAACGAGAUGACUCCCCUUACUCUCAAGCCAAGACAAGCUAGAUCAUGCAAUUCGAUUUCGUUCAACGAGAACGGUCUUAUAGCUAUGGGGUACGAUAGGGGAAGACAGGAUCAUUCCAUUCAGAUUUGGGAUAUUCGCGAUUACGCCCGAGAUGGAGUUCACAGUGAUAAAGGAAUAGGAACUAAAGUGCUUAGCUAUGUUCCUAAUGAGAGCAUAUCUUCCAUCUCCUUCUGCACUACCGAACCUAACAAUUUUUUGGCGGGAAGCUAUAAGCUUCUGCGGGAGUUUGAUAUACGCUCGGCAGAAAAGCCUGUCUAUCAGUUGGCAACUCGUUGCACUUUGAACAUCCACAUUGACCCCUUCAAUCCUCACAUCUUUGCCUCUAAUAGCGAGGACGGCACUUUGGCUAUUUGGGAUCGACGUAAGUUGACGGAUCUGGCACAGAUGAACAGCCAUGCUUCUUCUAGUAUACUUAGUGAAGGUCCUAUGCUUAUCUUUCACAAGCUUUUGGGUGAUUACCGGCGUAGAACGGGUGGCUCUCCAUACCGAUUUUCCUCUGUGUUGAAAGGUGAAAUUUCCUCAUUAUUUGAUGGGGAUCUUGUUAGAAGGUGGCAGAUCGGUGUUAUUCCACCGUUAAAAUCAGAAAUAAAACAGUAUCAGUCGAUUAUUGAGCAGAACAAGUCGGAAAAUCCCAAUUUCGCUUCUAGAAUCCCAGAACCAAGAGACGAUUUGUUCAUUUCUAAAGUGUGUGAUGUGAAAACAAAGUAUGAGCGUGUAAUUUCAUUUGAUUAUGCUCCAAGCUUGAAUUCUGAGUAUGGAAUUGAUCUUGUCUGUAUGCGGCAGUCCGGAAGCGUCUACAAGAUGUCUGUUAUAGAGAGUCAAGCGGCCAUACAUUUCAAUUCAUACAAUGGUCUUACGUUUACAGGACCGAAUGGUACUUGUACAAAGUUCUUGGAUGAUGAGCUGUCCAAAGAAAAUGGAGAGGGGAAAAAGCCGAAUGUCGUGGAAACAAGCAAGAGCAGUAAGGAUACUACCAGCAACGGCGUCGGGGCCACAGACGGUAUUGGAAGCAAUAAUGAAGAGAACGAUAUGGAUGGAAUUUCUGAAGAGAUGUCGCAGACAUCGAUGACGAAGCCAGACAGUAACUCUGUGCUUGAUAUAUUUGUAGGAGAUCAUGACGUAAUGAGACUUACUUCAGACGCCUUGUUGGAGAAUGAUAUCUGCUCAGUUAUUCGGAAAAGGGCCAUACUGGGAUAUGGAACGGAUCCGAAGAAGAACCUGGAUGUCUUGGACUCGUUAAAAACCCUGGAGACACAGUCUCAGUUAAGGAAUACGUGGAAAUGGAUUGACAUUUCUUAUGACCUUAUAUCGUCUGGCAAGAUGACGUACAAAAACUUUGAUUUUGGAUACAUGGGUGUAUGGGGCAUGUGGCAUGUUGCAGAGAACUUUGAUGCUGCCAGCAGAUAUUAUGGCACCAAAGAAGCUACUCAAAAAGAUGUUAUGACCGCAGUUCGAGCUAUUGUAUCUAGAAGAGCAAAUGAGAUCAAGGUAAUGGCAUGCCCAGUAAUUGGGUUUAAAGGCGGUAGCACCAAGGAGCUACAACGUCGAUUGGCAAUGUAUGUGAUAGGCUGGGAUUUUAGUGUACAAGAGCUUGAGGAUAAAUACACUCGCCUCAUUGCAAAAGGUGACUACGAAAGAGCGGCAGGAUGGGCUGUUUUCCAUGGCGAUAUAUCCAGAGCUGUGAAGAUCCUUGCCUCAUCCAAGAAGGCAACAUUUAGAAUAAUAUCUGCAGCGAUGGCAGCAUACUCUGCCUUCAAAGACUCUCCUAUAAACAACGAAUGGAAGGACCAAUGCAGACAGUUGGCUUCUGAAUUGGAUGAUCCAUAUCUACGAGUAAUAUUUGCGUACAUUGCAGAUGGCAACUGGUGGGAUGUGCUGGACGAGUCGGCGUUGCCAUUACGAGAGAGGUUGGGAGUUGCAUUGCGAUUCCUCAAGGACGGAGAGUUGGACGUUUAUCUAGAUAGGUUGAUGGAGGACGAGACAAAACGUGGAGAAAUCGAGGGUAUGAUAGUCACGGGGAUUACUCACCAAGGUAUCGAGCUUCUUCAAUCAUUUGUGGAUAGAACAAGUGACUCUCAGAGUGCGUGUCUGAUUGCUUCAUUUUCCUGUCCCAAGUAUUUUCAGGCUGCAAAAGUGGAAUCAUGGGCACAAAGCUACAGAAUCCUACUUAAUAGUUGGAACCUAUUUGCAGUCCGUGCGAAAUAUGAUGUGGCUCGCAGGAAGCUGUCACGCCGAAUCAAUGGUGUGGAGCAGGCCAAAGCAGUUCCACGUCAGGCAUACCUACAAUGUACCAACUGCCAUAAGAGUAUAUCUGAGAAGGGCAUGGGCUCAAAUACUAGUUCUGGAUCUUCGUUGAAAGUAUCUUCCAAUUUGCGCAAGAAUGUGGGCCACGUGUGUCCUCACUGUGGUUAUCCUUUCCCAAGAUGUGCCAUAUGUCUCAUCACCCAGGGAGUUCCUGUUCCAAAGGAUCUGAUCCAAGUGGACAUGACAGAUGAAGAUCUUAGACGGAGACUUGCGGGUAAAGAAAGGGAAGAAUUAUCUUCUAAGGACGAUACAACAGCACAGCCAGACCAAAGUGCUGUUCAUAAUAUGACGGAAGCUACUGCUACUGCAACUACAAAUGCACCUGAAAUUGCUACUGCGACUACAAUUAUUACGACUUCAGUGUCGCCAGGCCCAGUUACACAGACCGAAUCGCAGUUCAAAGAAUGGUUCAGCUUCUGCCUCUCGUGCAAUCACUGCAUGCAUGCUGGUCAUGCCGAAGAGUGGUUUUCCAAACAUUACGUUUGUCCCGUUCCUGAUUGCAACUGCAAAUGCAAUAACAAGUGA
Molecule: messenger RNA, 3147 nt
Organism: Brettanomyces nanus
Lineage: Eukaryota; Fungi; Ascomycota; Pichiomycetes; Pichiales; Pichiaceae
Exons: 1
Coding region: 1-3147 (1048 amino acids)
Biological process (GO): positive regulation of TORC1 signaling
Cellular component (GO): cytoplasm
Molecular function (GO): protein binding
Source: RefSeq, a predicted model, not a curated record